Tetrapisispora phaffii CBS 4417 is the source of this 414-nucleotide messenger RNA. Its product is annotated as cornichon family protein. The record is from RefSeq and is a predicted model, not a curated record. Gene Ontology annotation, cellular component: COPII-coated ER to Golgi transport vesicle; endoplasmic reticulum membrane. Gene Ontology annotation, biological process: endoplasmic reticulum to Golgi vesicle-mediated transport. NCBI's taxonomy places the organism in Eukaryota, Fungi, Ascomycota, Saccharomycetes, Saccharomycetales, Saccharomycetaceae. The transcript has a single exon. The coding region runs from base 1 to 414 and encodes 137 amino acids.
AUGCAUAAUCUAUAUGUUUACAUUGCAGCAACCAUCAUUAACUGUCUCAAUAUUUUGGGACAAAUUCAUUUCACCGUCUUGUACGGCGACUUAGAAGCUGAUUAUCUCAAUCCAAUUGAUUUAUGUUCAAGAAUCAAUAAAUUAGUAUUACCUGAAGCAUUAGUCCAAUGUUUUGGGACAUUUUUAUAUUUGAUUACUGGUAAUUUUAUUACAUUUUUGAUCAAUCUGCCAUUAAGUGUUUUUAACAUAAGAAAAAUCAUGAAUAAGACAAAUAAAUUAGAUGCUACUGAAAUUUUCAGAACUUUAAAGAAAAAUAAGACAGAAACGACGCUGAAAUUAACCUUCUAUGUGUUCUUAUUCUUUUACUAUGUGUUUUUCUUAAUUAAAAACAUUAUUGACUAUGCAUCCACCUAG